GAUUUAGAAAUGCAAAAAAAAUCUGAGACAGUCAUUGAUUUUUUUAAAAAUUAUAAGCUAUUCAAACUGUAAAUUUCACUUUAAUAACCUAGGUAUCCUAUUUCUUUUGAUCGAAGCCCCGUAAAAUGAGGUGCAAACUUGUGGUCCCCACACUUUCACUGGACAAAAAGAGGCGAUUUUACCUCCCUGUGUUUUUACGCAAACGCACUAACUGUCUACGCAGGACGACGCCAAGUGAAAGGGCCGAGAUUCAACGAUUACCACACAUCAACAAGCGCUUCUUGUGUCGCUGGACACACUGGCUCAACAUGCAUCGGACUAUUCAAGUGGGAUUGUUCUGCGUCUGCGAGAAUAACCGACGCGUGAAAAAUGACGGGUUAUAAACUAACAAGAAGUCUCUCAUCUUUGGAAUUGAAUGAAGAGUCUUGUGCCACAACGCAACUCGAAGUGCACCACCAAGGCCAUGAUAGAGGCAGUUUUUUAUUUUUAUUUUACAUACAGAUGUGUUGUCAGUCUCUAGCUACCGUAAUAAUAGCUAUCAAACUUUUAAAAAAAAGUUACAGUCAUACUAGCUAUACGUUUUAGUCAUGACAUCUAACUGAAAUAUGUAGCUAGCUGGCUAGCUAUAUGUUUAUUUUUGGUAGCUAGCUAGCUCAGAUAGCAUAGAGCUAGCCAGUUAGCGUAGCUAGCUGACGAAUCUUGUUUUUUUAAAAUAGCGCUCGAGCUAGCUAACGGUAGCUAAGCAGCUAGUUUAGAUAGCGCUCGAGCUAGCUAACGGUAGCUAAGCAGCUAGUUUAGAUAGCAUAGAGUUAGCUAACGGUAGCUAAUCAGCUAGCUCAGAGAGCAUAGAGCUAGUUAACGGUAGCUAAUCAGCUAGUUUAGAUAGCAUAGAGUUAGCUAACGGUAGCUAAUCAGCUAGCUCAGAGAGCAUAGAGCUAGCUAACGGUAGCUAAUCAGCUAGCUCAGAGAGCAUAGAGCUAGCUAACGGUAGCUAAUCAGCUAGCUCAGAUAGCAUCCUGGUCAGUAAAUGAGACCAUUUAACCGUUGGAGUUGCUAGCCAGUUAGCGAACUACAGUAACACUUUUUUCGUGUCAAAUUUGACAACCACUUUCUAGCUAACUAAUGUUAAGCCUGUAGGCUUUUCACUUUUUAACUGUGUUAACUUACCAAUAACGUUAGCUAACGGUAAUAUAUAUAUAUAUACACUUUUUUUGUUUGUUUUUAAUUUCUAAAUAGUUAACAUUACCUUACUCGACUAGGUGUAUGGUGUAGCUAGCUAGCUGACUUUUCCACCGUGCCUGGACUGACCGACCCCACCAGGACAAGCCGGGGCCGAUGCUGACGGUCCGGAUCACGGCAACAGUAAGGAGCCAUGCAGCCGCAGCAAAUAUACGACUUUUCAAGUGACGAGAACAGUCAUAAAUGGCGAGGCCUCUUCGUGCAAGCGUUGCGAAAGGUGCAGCUGCAGGUGCAUCCCACCCUGUCAGCCAAGGAGGGAGCUCUGGAGCACAUCGAAGAGCUGAUCCUGCAGCUGCUCAACAUGCUGUGUGUGGCCCAGCCGCGCUCUGUACAGGACGUGGAGGAGCGUGUCCAGAAGACCUUCCCCCACCCCAUAGAUAAAUGGGCCAUAGCUGAUGCCCAGUCGGCCAUCGAGAAGAGGAAGAGGAGGAACCCCCUACUGCUCCCUGUGGAUAAGAUACACCCUCUACUCAAGGAGGUGCUGGGUUAUAAGAUAGACUACCACGUCUGCCUCUACAUUGUGGCGGUUCUAGAGUACAUAUCAGCUGACAUCCUGAAGCUAGCAGGAAACUACGUUGGUAACAUCAGACACUAUGAGAUCAGCCAGCAAGACAUCAAGGUGUCCAUGUGUGCAGACAAGGUCCUAAUGGACAUGUUUGACCAGGACGAGGACAUCGGUCUGGUGUCUCAGUGUACGGAGGAGCCGUCGUCGUCGGGAGAGCUGACCUACGAUGACCUAGUGCGCCUGGAGAUUGCAGAGGAGCGCCAGUAUCUGCGGGAGCUCGACCUCAUCAUCAAGGUGUUCCGACAUCACUUCCUGUUCAACAACAAGAUCUUCACGCCUCAGGAUGUUGAGGUUAUCUUCAGCAACAUUUCGGACAUUCAUGAGCUGACGGUCAAACUUCUGGGGCUGAUAGAGGACGCAGUGGAAAUGACCGCUGACACUAGCCCUCAUCCUCUGGUGGGCAGCUGCUUCGAGGACCUGGCAGAGGAGCAGGCGUUUGAUCCGUAUGAGACCCUGUCUCAGGACAUCCUGUCCAGACAGUUCCACGAGCACUUCAGCAGCCUGAUGGCCCGGCCUACUGUAGGACUAUACUUCCAGUCCAUAGCAGAAGGCUUCAAGGAGGCAGUUCAGUACGUCCUGCCACAGCUCAUGAUGGUUCCUGUAUACCACUGUUUGCACUACUUUGAACUACUGCAGCAGCUGCAGGAGCACAGUGAGGAGCAGGACGACAGAGAGGGCCUGAAGCAGGCCAUGACCGCUCUGCUCAACCUCCAGUGUAGCGUGGAACGCAUCUACACCAAACACCUGCCCCGACGCAAGCCUGGUGAGCCCAUGUACCGUCUGUACAGUCGUCAGGUGCGCAGCAAGCAGCUGGCCAUCAAGCGGAUGAACGAGAUCCAGAAGAGCAUCGACGGCUGGGAGGGGAAGGACAUCGGCCAGUGCUGUUCCGAGUUCAUCCUGGAGGGGGCGCUCCUCCGCGCCGGCGCCAAACACGAACGACACAACUUCCUGUUCGACGGCCUCAUGAUCAGCUGCAAGGCCAAUCAGAGCUCCCGACUCCCCGGUUCCGGAAGCGGGGCCGAGUUCCGUCUCAAGGAGAAGUUCGUCCUGCGGAAAGUCCGCAUCGUGGACCGCGAGGACUCGGCGGAGUUAAAACACGCCUUCGAACUCGUCGGUAAAGACGAGAACUGUGUGGUGUUCUGUGCCCGCUCGGCGGAGGACAAGGGGGCGUGGAUGGCGGCGCUGGUCACCCUGCAGUACCGCUCCACACUGGACCGUAUGCUAGACACUGUCCUACAGCACGAGGAGCAGGCCCAGCCCCUCCGCCUGCCCUCCCCCGAGCUUUACCGUUUCACUGUGCACGACUCCGAGGAGAACAUCGUGUUUGAGGACAGUGUCCAGAGCAAGACGGGGAUACCUAUUAUCAAGGCUGGGACGGUGGUCAAGCUUAUAGAGAGGCUUACAUACCACAUGUACGCUGAUCCCAACUUUGUACGCACCUUUCUGACCACCUACCGGUCAUUCUGCAAGCCCCAGGAGCUCCUGAGGCUGUUGAUAGACAGGAUUGAGAUCCCUGAGCCAGAGCCCACAGAGGCAGACAAACAGGCUCUAUGGAAUGGGGAUCAGCCAAUGGCUGCAGAGCUACAGAGGUUCCGCAGGGAGUACGUCCAACCUGUCCAACUCAGGGUUCUGAAUGUGUUUCGUCAGUGGGUGGAACAUCAUUUUUAUGACUUUGAGAACGACCCCGAGCUACGAGGCAAACUGGAGGAGUACAUCAGCAGCAUUCUACAACUCCGAGGAAAGUCGAUGAGAAAGUGGGUGGAGUCCAUCAACAAGAUCAUCAAGAGGAAGAUGCAGACUCAGUCCAACGGGGUCAGCCACAACAUCACCUUCGAGAGCCCGCCCCCGCCCAUCGAGUGGCACAUCAGCCGCCUGGGUCAGACGGACACCUUUGACCUCAUGACCCUUCACCCCAUAGAGAUCGCCCGUCAGCUCACCCUUCUGGAGUCUGAACUGUACAGGGCUGUGAGGCCGUCUGAGCUGGUGGGGAGUGUGUGGACUAAAGAGGACAAGGAGAAUAACUCUCCCAACCUGCUGAGGAUGAUCCGUCACACCACCAACCUCACGCUGUGGUUCGAGAAGUGUAUUGUGGAAGCAGAGAACCUGGAUGAGAGAGUAGCGGUGUUAACGCGGGUCAUUGAGAUCCUCCAGGUGUUUCAGGAGCUCAACAACUUCAAUGGUGUUCUGGAGGUGGUCUCUGCCAUCAACUCUGUCCCCGUCUACCGGCUCGACCACACCUUCGAGGCGGUCCCCGAGAGGAAGAAGAGGAUCCUAGAGGAAGCAGUGGAACUGAGCCAGGACCAUUUCAAGAAGUACCUGGCCAAGCUCAAGUCCAUUAACCCGCCCUGCGUGCCUUUCUUUGGUAUCUACCUGACCAACAUCCUGAAGACAGAGGAGGGGAACCCCGACUUCCUGAAGAGACACGGCAAAGAGCUGAUCAACUUCAGUAAGAGGAGGAAAGUAGCAGAAAUCACAGGAGAGAUACAGCAGUACCAGAACCAGCCUUACUGUCUCAAGGUCCAGCAGGACAUCAAGAGGUUUUUUGAGAACCUGAACCCGAUGGGCAGUCUGGGUGAGAAGGAGUUCUCUGACUACCUGUUCAACAAGUCUCAGGAGAUAGAGCCUCGUAACUGCAAGCAGCCGCCACGAUUCCCCAGGAAGACCCUGUACCCCCUGAAGUCCCCGGGGAUCCGGCCGGUGCGCACCUCUACGUCAGGGACCCUGAAGGGCCACCCCGUACCCUUGGAGAGAGAGCCCCCGCACAAGAUCACCUUCAGGAGCAUCGCUGAGACAGAGCAUGAGACCUCUUCCAUAGCCUCGGUCCCCACCUCACCCAGCACCCCUACGCCCCCACAGUCUGCCUGUUCAGACCUCAGCUCUGUCUUCAUGGAACCAGAUCUCUAUAGUGUUUAUGGUGGCUCAACUUCUCUCUGUGGCCAUUUUAUAUCAGGUGGAAACUCCAUAUUCUGUUCUGUUCUCCUCCCGCCCUCAAAGUUCCACUCAGUGUCUUGUGGAAGCCUUCACCAGCUAGGAGAGGAGUUACUGAAGCCCCCUCCACUUCCCCCUCGCAGGAAGGAUGCUUUCUCUGAGACCAAGUUGAGUUCCAGGUCCAAAGGUCCCCCAGCCAUCCCCCCCAGACUGCCCCCUCCUCUUCCCAGGGUCCAGCCCCGCACCCCAGUCUACAACGGCUUCAGCGACGGCCCCCUCCCCAGCAGCCCCCACCUCCACCCCCGGGACCCCCAGCCGGACACCCCUCCCCCUGUCCCCCAGAAGCCACCAGAGAUCUUCAUUAACUACCCCCGAACCUCCAACCCUCCCCCCGGCCGCUUCCACUGGGAUUUUGGCAGUUCCCCCUCCCCUGGAACGCCCCCGGUUCCCCCUCGCCCCGCUCCCCGACGGAGCUGCCUGCUCAGCGCCAGCCAGAACAGUCUCUGCCCGCUCCCCCUGCCCAUCAUGGCCCCACCUGUACCUCCCCGCCACAACUCCUCCUCCCAGCUCCCCAAACUUCCCCCAAAGACCUACAAGAGGGAGCUGUUGUCACCCCCUUUACAGAGCCUCUCAUUGGUGGAGAGCACAGAGGGUAGCCAAUGAGGAGCCUCCUGGCUUUUUUAGUUGUUUCCUUCUCAUCAUGGCUGCUGCUCCACACAAUACAAACUGUAUCAUACCAUGACCUCAUGACACAGAGCGAUUUAAAAACUAACUAAUCAGGAUUUGUUUUUGUUUUUUUUAAAGCUACUGAUCGUAACAAAGACUCCAAAACCCCCUCUCACUCAUCUCCUACAUUGACCAAUCACAACACGGCCACUCCUCUCAGGGUAUCAGUAGCCCCACCUUCAUUUCAAGCCCUCUGUGCCAAUGGGAAAUCCACACCAGUGUGCCAGCCAAUGAACAAGGAGGAGCCCCAAGACACUGAUUCAAACUCCCCCUCCUCUGUGUGUGCAGUACACGUCACACACCUGUACACAACAUUGACUCGGUCAUUUUCUUCAUAUAGAUAUUCCACUCUGUACUGGAGUGGACAGGACAGUAUGCCAUAGUCCAGUAGUAACUCUCCUACCCCCAAAAGAGCCACUGUGCUGAACCCAGAAAGGAGAGGACUGUGUCCUCUUCAGCCUGUCCUGGUGGUUGGGGACUAUACAGACCACCAUGACACUUCCAUCGGCAUGGACAGGUCUUCUCACUGCCAACGCUUUGUGUGGAUCUAUGGGCAUUGUUGCGUUGGCACACGGUCGUGUUGCGAACGCCAUUCACUCGUUCACCCCAGGAGUCAGUCCUCUUGUCCUGUGGUUCUCGGACGGACGGACGGACUCCACUCUGGACCGUACAAGACCACAAUGCUCUUUUAUCAUGGAACUAAUCAAACACACAUUUACUGUGGUUCUCCUCGUGAGGCUCCUCCCAUCUGUGUCGACUCCCACAUUUUAGUGACCAGUCCUGUGUUCUGCAGGGGGUCAUAUAAGGGAUUCAUGUUUUGAGGAAUGACUGUGGAUAUUUCCAUCCAGUCGUUCAGACAUUACCAACCUGAUCGUUGUCACACUGAAAUCCUUCUCCUUCUUUGUUUGUUGGUCUCCACUGUGCACUGAACUGAGUAGAGCUGUGACUGUAAUGGGUGUGUUACUGUGUGGUACAGGAGGAUCGUACAGCCCUGGACAUGGGGUCCUUGCUGUAGUUGGUAGCUACAUCCAGCCCUGCUGGUCCUAGAAUUACCCUCCAUUUCAGAUGUUGCCUUUGACCCCACAGCACUGACCUCUGUGGGCCUCUGCUAGAGGGAUGGGUGGUGUGUGCCCUCCUCUGCCCUCUGCUAGAGGGAUGGGUGGUGUGUGCCCUCCUCUGCCCUCUGCUAGAGGGAUGGGUGGUGUGUGUUCGCUCCACCCUCUGCUAGAGGGAUGGGUGGUGUGUGCCCUCCUCCACCCUCUGCUAGAGGGAUGGGUGGUGUGUGUUCGCUCCACCCUCUGCUAGAGGGAUGGAUGGUGUGUGUUCGCUCCACCCUCUGCUAGAGGGAUGGAUGGUGUGUGUUCGCUCCACCCUCUGCUAGAGGGAUGGGUGGUGUGUGUCUCUCUCUCCUCUGAGAUAUCUCUCCUCUGCCCUCUCCUCUGCCCUCUCCUCUGCCCUCUCCUCUGCCCUCUCCUCUGCCCUCUCCUCUGCCCUCUCCUCUGCCCUCUCCUCUCUC
Oncorhynchus gorbuscha (pink salmon) is the source of this 6974-nucleotide messenger RNA. Its product is annotated as son of sevenless homolog 2-like. The record is from RefSeq and is a predicted model, not a curated record. NCBI's taxonomy places the organism in Eukaryota, Metazoa, Chordata, Actinopteri, Salmoniformes, Salmonidae. Gene Ontology annotation, cellular component: plasma membrane. Gene Ontology annotation, biological process: positive regulation of GTPase activity; Ras protein signal transduction. Gene Ontology annotation, molecular function: guanyl-nucleotide exchange factor activity; protein heterodimerization activity.